Exophiala bonariae is the source of this 1449-nucleotide messenger RNA. RefSeq lists its product as uncharacterized. The record is from RefSeq and is a predicted model, not a curated record. Gene Ontology annotation, molecular function: sequence-specific DNA binding; zinc ion binding. The transcript is spliced from 4 exons. Bases 1 to 1449 code for a protein of 482 amino acids. NCBI's taxonomy places the organism in Eukaryota, Fungi, Ascomycota, Eurotiomycetes, Chaetothyriales, Herpotrichiellaceae. Gene Ontology annotation, biological process: regulation of DNA-templated transcription.
AUGGCCACCAUGGACAUUGGUACACGGCCCAGGGAUACUUUGCCGUCAAUCAGUCAUCUUGAUCUGGACCACAUCAAGUCUGAUAAAAAUGACCAUUCAAGAUAUUACUUGAUGAACGGUCUCAGUAUCUCAACCGCUCCAUUAUCAAGUCCUACAACUGCUCAUUCUGGACCUCCGCCCCCGUAUUCGUGUGCCCCUUCGACCUCGGGCUCGGCCACUGGACUUUCUGGCUACAUCUCCCCUCCAGAAUCUACCACCCGAAGAUCUACUCGUGAUGAGAAAGACUCUCCUGGUCUCCGGAAAUCUCUACCUUCUAUCCAUGAGGCUCUGGGAGACAAAUCAAUCUCCUUUAAUCCGCCUCUUUCUGCUUCGUCUCAACCCCCUCAGUCAUCUUCAUCCACCACAGUUGGACAGCCUUUCCCAGACGGUCCGACGGGUCCAGUGAAUCCAUUCUCACAGCCGUCCGGGCCACCGCCUGUCUUGAAAGAUGUCUUCGCGCCAUCAUACAAACCUUCUUCGAGUCAACCUGAAAUGCAAGCAGCUCGACCCUCGUUUUCGCCAACAUCAAAUCCCGACCCACGACAACCAGUAUCACAACAUUUUGGUUAUCCUGGAUCUCCAAGAUCUCAUCCAUCCACCGCCUUCCGAUCCUCUUCCUUGGCAAACACAUCAUUCAACAGCAUCAAUGAGCCUCACCCCCCUCGAUCCCCUCCGACAUUUGAGCAGCCAAGGUCGGGUUAUUCCUUUCCGCAGUACAACAGUGGUCCACAACAAAGUUUUGCUGCUGCACCCGAGUCGUAUCAAUUCACGGCAGGUCCAAAACCUGAGGAACAUCGAGCACCGUACGCUAGACCCGGUCAUGAGGCGCCAUACGGCGACACUGUGAAACGCCACCUCGACGUUUUCGACACUGAGAUGGGCCUGAACGAGAUUAGCGAAGCCUCUGCUCGAACACUGGACUUUUCUCGCAUAUGGGGUCAGAGGUAUCAGCAAAGCAACCGUAAUGGAUAUUUCCAAGACUCGCUCCCUGGAUUGCACGAAAUUGAUGAUAUGCUACGCCAGUCGCAUCGAAUCUAUGAGAAUUUGACACAUCUGCGGGAGGUGGUAAUUGCACAACAGAACGCCCUCUCAGAACAACGUGCUCGUCUUGCGCGAGGGAAUCAUAUGGAUGAAGAUUAUCACAAUCUUUCCGAUGAGUACAAAGGUUCAGCCUUCGGUGGCAAUGAUGCCAAGAAACGACGUGGAAAGGCUGCCCCUCCAGGGAGAUGCCACAGUUGCAAUCGAGCAGAAACCCCCGAAUGGCGGAGAGGACCUGAUGGUGCCCGAACCUUGUGUAAUGCAUGUGGUUUACAUUACGCCAAAUUGACGCGAAAGAUGGGUGUCAAUAAAGCCGCGGCUCUGACUGGUUCCAAUCUUCGGCCCAAAAGUUUGGAUUCAACCCGACCUUAG